GGGUCAGGUUGCACACUCCUCACAAUCGGGUAUAUUACAGACACACAGAUCAUAGUAUAUACGUUGAACGUGCUGGAGGAGAGUCGCGAUCCGCGACACAGGCUGGAUUUGUGGAGGACAAUAGGUGGAUAACGUUGAGUGGACGAGAGAAGCGUCGUCAUGUGUGGGUUCAUCUGAGAGUUCGGAGUAAGGAGAAUACCUAGGUUCGCUGAAAGAGCGAGCGGCGACAGCAGUAGCAGGAGGAGAGGAACGAGCGACCUAUUGUACGGGCCCCGACGUGGACCCGAUACCUAGGCCGGAAUAGGACAGAAGCAGGCAGCCACCAUGUCGAUGCGGAAGGGUCUGACUCGAAUACCGAUCUUCGGGUCGCGUAUUCCGCAGAUUGCGAACGAGACCGUCCGCAUCUUCGAGGAGACGCCUCCAGCUAAGGUGAUCCCAAACGAGAUCAUCGCUGUCGCCAAUAGGGGCAGCACGAAGGUGGCGGCAAGGGAGAGUCAGUCGCACGAGCUCAGCAAGCACGACCUGGGGAAGAAAGUGAGGGUGAACGAUCGCGAAGGAGUCCUCAGGUUCGUGGGGACCGUGCACUUCGCGCCUGGCGUUUGGUGCGGGGUGGAGGUGGAGUCUGGUAAGGGGAAGAACAAUGGAACGGUACGUGGAGUACGAUAUUUCGAGUGUCCCGAGGAUUGCGGCCUGAUGGCGAUGCGGGCGAAGGUGUCGCUAUCGGAUGAAUUGGAGCAGCAGCAGGAGGAGGAGCAGGAUCACUAUUCGGGGCCGUACAGCAUGAUCUUCGGUGUAGGUGAAUCGGCGAAGCCUUUCCUCAGAUCCGACACGUUCGAGGUAAACGAAGAGGAUUCGCCUCUUGAGCUGGAUCGUACGUAUGAUAAGAACGAGACGUUCGUAAAUACAACUGCGAAUAUCAGAAAUUUGCGAUCUGACACGUUCGACGUGAACGAAGACGGGGAUGACGGGGAAGAUGAAAGUUUUGUUGAGAUGGACGAAACGAUGGGUCGAAAGGACCUGAACGAGACCGUGGUUCAGAACAAGAGACCCUCCGUGCUCGACUACACGCACAACUUCGUCACAGCCAAGAUGAAGUUCUCGACACCAGUUGCCUUCAAGGACACGGAGUCAACGUCUUCGCCGAGGAAGAUACGUAUGUCGCCAUCGCACCUCGAUGACGAUUGCAGCAAGCGGGACUCGCUGGAGUUUGAGGAAUCUUUGGGGAUUCUUACGCCAGACCAAAUGAUCGACGUCACUGGGCUGGUGAGUUCGCGCACUCCCAGCUCCGAGAACAUUAGACUUCUACCGCACGACGCCUUAUCCAACUUCCAAAUAAUGGAAGACCUAUCACCGAAGAUAGAAUCUAGCCUGGGCAUUAUCGAUGAGCAUGUUUUGUCCGCUUUAACCAUUAAAACAGACAAAACAAUGAAUCUGGAUCUGCAGCAUGACAGAACGCUGACGCGCAUCGAACAGACGCCUUCUCCGGAGGAUCUGCCCCUGGAUCCGACACCUCCGCAGCCGCCUGCACCUCCACCUCUGUUAACUACGCAGAGCGAGAACGGAAAAUGCGAGCAGCAGAAGAAGCCGCCGAGCAGCUUCAUAACGAGCAUCACAAGUAUAACGAGCUUGGACACCGGCUACCAGGGCGAUGGUGAGAACUCCAGACCGGCAAGCCGAGGCGCGGAAACGUCACCGCUUACCAGGAGGCAGCCUCGAAGGCCGGAUCCGAUGACUGACUCAGAUUUUUAUACGGAGAGCGAUGCGGAUAACCACGAGGAGAAUCAAAUCAGGACGGAUAGGAAGGCGCAGGUGAUCGACGGUACUUUGUAUGGAGUCGACCCACAAUUAGCAGCUGACAUCUACGCAAACAAUAAAGAGAAUAUGGACUCUUCGGGAAUAUUCACGGAUAUCGAAACCCGAACGGAGGAGCUCAGCAGCGCUGACAACGACCUCCUUCAGAAUCUGUCGCCCUCCGAUUCCUCAACGAAAACGAUCUCCGAGGAUAGCCAGGGCAAUAUUAAUCUGAUUCUGAAUAAGACGCCGAUAAACGAGACGAUCAUCGAAUGCGAAACUAAAUCAGAGGACAAGACGAUGACGGUGACGCCGCCCUCACCGAGCAGCACCGUCGCAUCCAGUCCUGCGAGCGCGCGCAACCGCUCACCCAAGGGCGACCUCAAGAAAUACAAGAUGCCCAAGAGAAACGUCGCCUCCAAGGUGAAGGCAAUGCUUGAACCGAAUAAUAAAGAGAACGCGGAUACGAAGAAAGCUACGACGACGAUGCCAAAGAAACCGGCCGGUCGUUGGGAUGCCGUCAUGAACAAGAUCUCCAAGAGCCCUUCGGCCGACAACAGAAACCUGAAGGAAGUCAAAUCGAAAGUUUUCAGCAGCAUUAGCACUAACGUGCAACAAUCGCGUGCCAUCGUCCAACCGGACAAGUCCACCAAUAAAACACCCAACAAUAAGAUACGAAGGGUACGCGCCCGAGCUGCAGCCACCAACAACACCUCCAGCAAAAGCAACAGCAACGCCGGCGAAAGUAUAAACAGUUCACUGAGCGAUCUCAGCGGUGCCUCACCGGCAAAGAAAAUCGGUUCAGCGAAAAAGCAGAGGGAUGUGGUGCGAGUGACGCAGGUGCUGACGGCGUCGAAGAUCUCGCCGAAAGUCAACAACCACACCACUGAAGUUAAAAACAAGAACAACGCCAAUCUUAACAAUGAGGUCAACAAAUCUACGGCGGCCAAUAGGAACUUAUUCAAUAACAAGGAGAAAAAAAAAGAUAUAUCUAAAGGGAUUAUUAUGGGUGUCAAAGGGAAGAAGCACAAGUUUUCCGCGAGCGAUCUGGACAUUUUCGCAAAGGAUACCGAACGCAUCAAGAACAAGACCUACAUUUGGACAUCGAUUAAGUUGCCCAAUAAGAAAAACAAAGAAAUUGGAAGAGCUACAGUGAAGGGGGGUCGAGUGUCGCCCGGCGCUCGGCCCCCGCAGCAACAACACCACCACCAACAACCCCAGAAACCGCAGCCGAAGACGGCGGAAGCUCUCGCCGUACUCGUCCAACAUCUCGUCUUCAAUUUGGACGCGUUCAGCAAUCCGAGUCUGAGAAAGGAAAUCUAUAGGGUGAAAACGGAAGCUGGGGAGGCGCAAUUGCUGUGCACGCAGCUGGAGGAGGCGUUGAACGCUGAGAGGAAGCAGAGGUCAGAGUUGCUGGAAGAGCAGCGCAUCAGGUUCGGCGUCGAGGUAACCCACCUCAUUGAAAAGCAUCGCGAUGAAAUUUCACUAAUAAAUGCACAACAGUUGGAUGUGAAGAAGUUGCAUCAGCACGAGCGGGAUUUGUUGAGGGAAUCGUUAAGCAGGCAGCACGAAUCGCAAAUCCGAGCUUUGAAACUGGAGUGCGAGAAGCUGAGGCAAACACACGUGGAAUCGUUGGAUAUCCUUCGGGAAGAGAACGAUGCCAUCCGCGAGGAAAUCGACGAGAGAAACAUGAGGAUCAGGGAACUGGAACAGCAGCGCGGCGAGAGCGACAAGCUGAGGCGGGACUACGAAGCGCGGGAGGUUCUGCAUAAGGAGAAAUUAACGGUGGCCAACGAGGAAAUCUGCAGGUUGCGCGAAGAGAACGAGGCGUUGUACGCAUCCGCGCGUAACGGGGGAUCCGACAACAGUCUGCAGGAAGUGCAAUCGCUGCGAGUAGUGCUCGAACUGAAACAAUCCGAAUUCGCGGAGUUGAGGAAAGCCUUGGCGGAAGCCACACAGAAGGCCGAUCUGUUGCCGGCAGCCGAGGAGAAGAUCUCCGGAUUGUUGGCCAAAUGCGAGGAUCUGCAACAUCAGCUAGAGAGGAAAAACGAUUCUGAACAUCAACUGCUGACGGAGAACAAGAAAUUGCAUGAGUCGUUCAAGGAAGAGUCGAAUCAAAAGAAGCGCAUCCAGCAGUACAACGAGGAGCUGACGUGGAAGUUGCAGCAGAACAAGGAGAUCGUUCACAAGGUGAUUGAAGAGGCGGAUUCUGCUUUCUGCAGGAACAAGCUGAGCGCCAGCUUCAAUGAGAGGUACACCGUUCAGAAGCCUUCUUUCGAGCGCACACUCUCGUUCCGCGAGAACUCGUUCGGCUCGAGGAGUCCGAGUUCGUUGACGAGAUCGCGCAAGUCGAGGAAUUCUCUCGACCUUGAUCCGGAGGAGGUUUCGCCGCCGAGUUCUCCGAAAGUUAAAGGCGUCGUAGAGAAGUCGGAUUCGGUGAGCUACGUGCUGGAGAUGGACGAGAGUCCUGACGUGGUCGCAUCGAGGAUCGUUAGGAGGAGUUUCAGGAAUGCCACUCCACCUAAGAACACGCCGACCAAGUCUCCUGCUAACAAGAGGCCACGCAUUAAGUCCAAUCCUCUGACGCAGAGUCUGUCAGGAGGUUCGUUGCACGGCGUCGUCGCCAGAACGAGGGCCGUUCACUCCGAAGAAAGGACGGGAGAAGUACACGAGGAGAUCUUCAUGUGGGAUAGCGACCGUGCAUCGAGCACACCCAAUCAGCAGCACAAGUUCUGGACUCCAACCGAAUACGACGAGUACUGCGAAGAAAUGCUGCCAUCGCUACCGAGCGAGAUCGGCCAGAAAAAUGGACCCACGCUGCCUCUGCCCAAACACCUCGCCGAGAGUAACUCGGACGAUGAAGAGGAGGACGACGUCGACGACGAGUGCUGCUCCACAAGCUCCUCAAGCGGCCAAUUGUGAGACGAACUCCUCGACUUCUAACUUUCCUUUAAUUCUAUAUUGUAUUUACACGAUAUUUUAAUUUUUUUUACCCAAUUAACCUUUUGUACUUUCUUUAAUUAUUUCUAUCAUACAGAUUUUUAUAAUUAUUUUCUUCGUUCAUGGGCGGGGCUGAACAGAAAUAUGAAAAGAAUAUAUUAUAAAAAAAAGUGGCCGUACUGUGAGAUAAACAUUAACUUAUUAACGUUUAAAUAUAUAUAUAGAUAGAGAUUUAUUAUUACUACUUGGACGAAGAGAAUAAUGAAUUGCGCGUGUGCUUGUAUAUAUUGUAAAGAGAAUUCCCUUUGUACAUCUGAUAUACAUACAUAUACAUAUAUAUUUAAUUAUUAUUAUUUUUUUAAUUAGUAUAAUUAGUUUUUUUUUUGGAAAUAGGUUGUGAAGAUUACUGUUGUGUUUUGUUUAGAUGUUUUUUUUUUGUAAUCAAAUAUUAUAAUAUAAACGGAUAAUCGCCCGAUGAGAUUCAACGCGUUCUCUUACCCAAAACAUCUUCGUACUUACAUCGCCUCGCGCGCGCUUUUUUUUGUUAAUACCAUAGAAACAAAUCGUUUCCAAGGAUAUUAUUUUAACCUCAAAUCUCUUUUUUACUCGCCGUUCUACAUUAACCCCGUCCCUUGUUUCGAGGAUCGCUGAAAUCCUUUCCGUCUAGCUGAAAGGCCCUUCAACGUUUAUUUUCAGAAUGAUCCCUCUACAAUUCUCUCUGUAUCGAUAUUCAACCAAAUUUGCUAUAUUUAUUUAAUCGCCUCGCUUGAAUCUCUCGGCAUUCUCCAACUUGUGUAAUCAA
Molecule: messenger RNA, 5533 nt
Organism: Nicrophorus vespilloides
Lineage: Eukaryota; Metazoa; Arthropoda; Insecta; Coleoptera; Silphidae
Product: CAP-Gly domain-containing linker protein 1-like
Exons: 10
Coding region: 325-4713 (1462 amino acids)
Cellular component (GO): nucleus; cytoplasm
Molecular function (GO): microtubule binding
Source: RefSeq, a predicted model, not a curated record